AUGGCGAGUGCGGCUCCCAGUGGUAUCGAUGCCCCAGGGGAGUUGACCUGCACCAUCUGCCUGGGCGCCUUCCACUGCCCCUGCACGCUCAGCUGUGGCCACUCGUUCUGCCUCAAGUGCGUGGAGGGCGCCUGGGAUGCGGCCGAGUUCUUCUCCUGCCCACAGUGUCGAGUGACCUUCCCACAGAGGCCCAAGCUGAGCAAGAACUUCACACUCGCCAACCUGGUGGAGCAGCGCAGUGCCGCAGAGAAAAUGGCCACCGUGGUCUUGUGUGACUUCUGCAACGAUGACACGACCGCUGCCUCGAAGACCUGCCUCAAGUGUGAUACCUCCUACUGUGUGACUCAUGUAAAGCCUCAUCAGGAGAACCCGAAGUUCAGGGAUCACAUUCUGGUGGCUCCAGCCACGAAUCCUGAAGAACGCAAGUGCAAGACGCACAGAAAGGAGCUCGAGUUUUACUGCCGACAGGACGAGAGCUUGGUCUGCACAACCUGCACCAUCGCAGGAGACCACAAGGGUCACGAUGUGGCUACGCUGGAGGAUGAGCACAAGACACGGGAGAAACAAGUGGGAGAGGAGACGCGGGUGGUGGAGGAGAAGAUGAGGGAGGCGGAGGAGUCCGUGAAACAGAUGGAGGCCGCUCGUAGGGACGUGCAGGGAUCCGUGACAGAUGAAAAGGCCUCAAUCUCGGUCAGAUUCGUCAGAGCGAGAGCAGCGUUGGAUGCAGAGGAGAAGGCGGCUUUAGAGCAAGCGGAGCAGAAAGGGCGCAAGCUGCUGACCCAGAUCGAGAAGAAGAUCGCUCACUACCAGCGCGAGAUCAGCGAGCUCCAGGCAGCAGCCACUCGCCUGCAGGCCCUAGCACAGGAGAGGGACUCGCUCGCAUUCCUGCAGGGGCACCUGGAAGAGACGCGCAGAUGCUCACCAACUCUGGACACAAACUCAGCUCAAAAUAAACUCCAAAUCUCCUCGAAUCUCAGGACGAUGACAGCAGUCCGUGCCUCCCAGGGUCGCCCUGAUCACCCACACCGGUUUGAUCACUUUGCACAAGCCCUGUGCUGUGAGAGCUUCUCGUCGGGCCACCACUACUGGGAGGUGGACGUGGGGGACGCACGGUGGUGGCGGGUUGGAGUCGCGUACGGGACGAUCCCACGGAAAGGACGUGGUGGUGCUGCACAGUGGCUGGGAGGGAGCGACGCGUCCUGGUGUUUAGAGAAAUGUGACGACAGCUUCUCAGUGGUUCAUGGUGGAGUGAAAACUGCACUGUCGGUGAGGGGGGCCCCCUCCCCCGGCAGAAUCGGGCUUUACCUGCACUGGGAGGGGGGGCUCCUGGCGUUUUACUGUGCAGACUCCAUGGAGGUGAUCCACGAGGUUCGGCAGAGAUUCUUGCAGCCUCUCUACCCUGGGAUGUGGGUGCAGUAUUAUAAUGAACCAUUGAAGAUCGUGGAUCUGAGUCGUGCAUCCUGA
Molecule: messenger RNA, 1464 nt
Organism: Lethenteron reissneri (Far Eastern brook lamprey)
Lineage: Eukaryota; Metazoa; Chordata; Hyperoartia; Petromyzontiformes; Petromyzontidae
Product: nuclear factor 7, brain-like
Molecular function (GO): zinc ion binding; protein binding
Source: RefSeq, a predicted model, not a curated record